Papilio machaon (common yellow swallowtail) is the source of this 2709-nucleotide messenger RNA. Its product is annotated as spidroin-1. The transcript is spliced from 10 exons. NCBI's taxonomy places the organism in Eukaryota, Metazoa, Arthropoda, Insecta, Lepidoptera, Papilionidae. Bases 70 to 2670 code for a protein of 866 amino acids. The record is from RefSeq and is a predicted model, not a curated record.
GAAGAGAGCAAGGCAUCUUCAGUGGGCAACGCUCACUGGGUCGAACACAACACGCCUUGCUUCGGAAACAUGUGGCGAAAGGCAAUCUUCAUUUGCUGCUGCUUGGCGGUCGCCCUCGCCGAGCCUGAAGCGACAGAGGACCGCAUCGCGGAGGCUGACGCGUCGGCUUACGCCAAAGCGGAGUCGCAGCUGAUCGCUCCCAGAGAUCUCAUCUACAACCCCGAGCCACUCGGCGACAAGCGAUGUAGCCAGGAGGGUGACAUGUUCUACGUGCGUGCGGGGGCCGACUGCUAUAUUUGCGGCUGCUUCACAUACUACAGCAACCUGUACCCCAAAUGCGCGCGCUGCAGUAACUGCCCUGCCCCGACACCAAUACCAGCACCAGCGCCCAUCGUGAUCGACGACGGCCCUUGGAUCCUGCCGCGCCCCGCACCCGCGCCGGUACCCGUACCCCGGCCCAACCCCAACCCGAUAUGCCCACCCCCGAUAGUCAUCCCUGGGCCCCCGCGUCCGUACCCAGUGCCCGUACCUGUCCCAGGUAAACGCAUCUUGGUACCUGUACCGGUCCCCGUACCGUCGCCGCCGGAGAAGAUUUACAUCCGCGGACCCUCGGUACCUGUACCCGUGCCCUAUGAGAAGCAAGUGCCAGUCCCGUACCCGGUCAACAGGCCGUACCCGGUGCCGUCGCCGCCGAAGAUCGUAAAGGUCCCGUACCCCGUACCCGAAAUUAUUCCUGGACCGGAGAGAAAGAUUCCUGUACCGAUACCGGUGCCGUCGCCGCCCAUCAAAUUACCUUACCCCGUCCCGGUUCCCGGACCGGUGAGAGACGUGCCGGUGCCCGUACCGGUUCCAUCGCCACCAGUACCAGUUCCGUACCCAGUUAAUAGAUAUAUCACCAUCCCGGGCAAAGACAGAUUAGUGCCAGUACCCGUACCAGUGACACAAACCAAAAUAUACCCCGUACCAGUGAUAAUCUACGUAGCCCCGCUGUGUCGCGGCCAAAGACCUUUGGUACCGUUCCGUUUGCCUGGCUCCCCGUGCAAGAUCCAUGUCUGCAAGGUCAAAUACAACUACGUCUACAUAGAAACUUCUGACGAUCCUGUUUGCAGCUCACAGGACAUCUCGCCGCCGCCAAUUGAUAUAUGGCGUUCACCGUCUUCGGCAAAUGCAAAUGCUAACGCUUUAGCCAAUGCCGGCGGUUGGGGCUCCAACGCCAAUGCCAAUGCUCAGGCAAACGCUAUUGCAAAUGGAUUAAUAGGAGAUUCGUCUGCUAACGCCGCCGCCAAUGCCAACGCGUUCACUGGACUAAACCUAUUCGGAGGAAUAGGUGAGGGAAUUUCUCGAGCCCAAGCCGAAGCGAUAGCUAAUGCCGCGGCAAGAGGAGUCGGCGGUUGGUCUGGCGCCAAUGCGAAUGCCGCCGCUGACGCUGCGACCGGAGGAUAUGGAGGCUACGGCGGCUCGUCUGCCGAUGCUAGUGCUAUAGCGAAUGCUUUAUCUGGAGUUUACGGAGGCUUGGGUGGUUAUUCUAGCGCCGACGCGAACGCUAUUGCAAACGCAGCAGCUAGAGGAUUAGAUCGUUACGGUAGUUCCAGUGCAGAUGCCAAUGCCAUCGCGAACGCCGCGACGGGAGGAUACGGUCCGGGAGGAAUUUCUAGCGCUGACGCCAACGCCGCGGCCAAUGCUGCUACCGGAGGUUACGGUGGCAUCUCGAGUGCUGACGCUAACGCUAUAGCUAAUGCCGCCACCGGAGGAUGGGGGGGACACGGUGGAUCUAGCGCUGACGCGAAUGCUGUGUCAAAUGCUGUUACAAGUGGAUUUAAUAGACUCGGCGGCUGGUCGGAUGCUAAUGCCAACGCCGCAGCGAACGCUGCCACUGGCGGAUAUGGUGGAAUAGGAGGGUGGUCGAAUGCCGAUGCCAAUGCCGCAGCGAACGCCGCUACUGGCGGAUAUGGUGGAAUAGGAGGGUGGUCGAAUGCCGAUGCCAAUGCCGCAGCGAACGCCGCUACUGGCGGAUAUGGUGGAAUAGGAGGGUGGUCGAAUGCCGAUGCCAAUGCCGCAGCGAACGCCGCUACUGGUGGUUAUGGAGGUAUAGGUGGUUGGUCAGGUGCUGACGCCAACGCUGCAGCAAAUGCUGCUACAAGCGGAUAUGGCGGUUUAGGUGGUUGGUUGGACGCCGAAGCUAAUGCGGCAGCAAACGCCGCUACUGGCGGAUACGGUGGCUUAGGCGGAUGGUCAAAUACCGAUGCCAAUGCUGCAGCGAAUGCUGCUACUGGUGGUUACGGAGGUAUAGGUGGCUGGUCAAGUGCGGAUGCUAACGCAGCAGCGAAUGCGGCUACUAAUACAUACGGUGGACUGGGCGGCUGGUCUGGCGGAGACGCAAAUGCAGCAGCGAAUGCUGCGACGAAUGCGGCGUUGGGUGGCUACGGGGGGUACGGCGGAUGGGGCGGUGCUGAAUCCCAAGCGCAGGCUCAAUCCCAAGCGCAGACGCAGGGCUACGGAGGCUACGGCGGUAGCGAAGCUCAGUCGCAGGCGCAAGCGCAGACCCAAAACCAAUUAGGUGGAUGGCCAGGCUUCGGUGGUUCUCAAUCUCAGUCACAGGCUCAAGCCCAAACAUUAGCAGCAGGGUACAAAAGUGGCGAAGAGAGAAGAAAAAAGAGGCACGUCCUAUAAUUUAAUAAGGUAAAGUAAUAAUACAAUUUUUAUAGAAUA